GCUGUUGUCGUCUUUGUUUGUAUCUGCUGGCUUUAGGGUUCGUUCUUUUUUACUCUUUUGGAUCUCAUUCUCUUCUCUUAUCUUCCUCUUCAAAUCCACAUCCGAAUCCAAUCCGCAAUCAAAAUCAAUUCUUGGGUUUCAUUCACCAGGGUUUUUGAUUUGGGUGCUAAAUUGAAAGUCUCUUCACGGAGAGGAACUAAUCAAAGCAAUUAUUAGAUAUAUCUGAUUGUGGACUUACAUUUGUGGAAUUUGAAGUAAGUUAUUGUUUUUGAACCAAAGGGGCAAAUUUAGAGUUUGAAGUAGGAAUUGUUGGCUACUGUGGAAAACAAGAGGAAAAAGUGUGGAUUGUGAUGAGUACAAAAACAUCAUGGGCUGACAUGGCUGCCAACUCUGCAGCCGAGAAUGUAACUUCUGCUAGCAACGGUGCUGUUGGUACCACUUCAGCUCCUGCACGAUCUACAUAUGUUCCUCCUCACCUUCGAAACCGCCCAGCGUCAUCAGAUCGCCCAGCAUCAUCGGAUUCUACUGCCCAAGCAUACAAUGGACCUGUGACAACUAAUGAUCGAUCUGGAUAUGGUGGUGGGUCCCGAUGGGCUGGUACCAGAAAUGACUAUAAUCGUUCUGGCUAUGGUGGUGGACGUGCUGGUGGAUGGGGCGGCAGAAGCGGUGGGUGGGAUCGUGGGAGGGAGCGGGAAGUUAACCCUUUUGGAGAUGAUGACGAUACAGAGGAGGCUUUUACUGAACAAGAGAAUACUGGCAUUAACUUUGAUGCAUAUGAGGAUAUCCCAGUGGAAACAAGUGGUGAUAAUGUACCUCCCCCAGUGAACACUUUUGCUGAGGUUGACUUGGGUGAGGCGCUUAAUCUGAACAUCCGGAGGUGCAAGUAUGUGAAGCCGACUCCUGUGCAGCGUCAUACCAUUCCAAUCUCCCUGGCAGGUCGAGACCUUAUGGCAUGUGCCCAGACUGGUUCUGGCAAGACUGCUGCCUUCUGCUUUCCUAUUAUCAGUGGAAUUAUGAAGGGACAGCCACCACAGAGGCCACUUCGUGGUGCACGGACUGUUUAUCCUCUUGCUCUCAUUCUUUCUCCUACUAGGGAGCUUUCAAUGCAAAUACACGAUGAAGCUAAGAAGUUCUCAUAUCAAACAGGGGUUAAGGUAGUUGUUGCUUAUGGAGGAGCACCAAUUAACCACCAGCUGCGGGAGCUGGAGAGAGGUGUUGAUAUUCUUGUGGCUACACCUGGAAGGUUGGUUGAUUUGCUGGAGAGGGCUAGAGUUUCUCUGCAACUGAUCAAGUAUCUUGCUCUAGACGAGGCAGAUCGAAUGUUAGAUAUGGGUUUUGAGCCGCAGAUAAGAAAAAUUGUUGAACAAAUGGAUAUGCCUCCGGCAGGUGUAAGACAGACAAUGCUUUUCAGUGCCACCUUUCCUAAAGAAAUACAGAGACUAGCCUCUGACUUCCUUGCAAAUUACAUCUUUUUGGCUGUUGGACGAGUGGGUUCAAGUACUGAUUUGAUUGUCCAAAGAGUUGAAUUUGUUCACGAGUCUGACAAAAGAAGUCAUCUCAUGGACCUUCUUCAUGCACAGAGGGAAAAUGGUGUUCAGGGAAAGCAAGCUCUUACUUUAGUUUUUGUGGAGACGAAAAAGGGAGCUGAUGCUUUGGAAAAUUGGUUGUACGUUAAUGGAUUCCCUGCAACUACCAUCCAUGGUGAUAGAUCACAGCAGGAAAGAGAAAUGGCAUUGAGAUCUUUCAAAAGUGGAAACACUCCAAUCUUGGUAGCAACUGACGUAGCAGCACGUGGUCUUGAUAUCCCCCAUGUUGCUCAUGUGGUCAACUUUGAUCUCCCAAAUGAUAUCGAUGAUUAUGUCCACCGUAUUGGAAGAACAGGUCGAGCCGGGAAAUCAGGUUUGGCUACUGCCUUCUUCAAUGAGAACAAUGCUUCAUUGGCAAAGGCAUUAGCUGAUUUAAUGCAAGAAUCCAAUCAAGAAGUACCUGCUUGGUUAUCCCGGUAUGCAGCAGCUCGUUCCUUUGGUGGGCGGAAUCGGCGUUCUGGGGGAGGUCGGUUUGGUGGCCGUGACUACCGAAGGGAUGGCUCUUCUGGUAGAGGUGGUUCUGAUUACUACAGUGGAGGUGGUGGUGGGGGUGCUGGUGGAUAUGGUGGUUCUACUGGGUAUGGUAGUUCUGCUGGGUAUGGUGGUGGAGGAUAUGGUCCAGGCAUGUCCAGCGCGUGGGAUUGACAGUCAGCCCACAUCACAGUACUUAGUGUCUAGUUGGUGCGGACAAUCUCUUAUCAGGUCUAUUUCUUUUUGGUUUUGUUUUUUUGUUAGUGUUCUAGCGGAUGUGUUUUAUACUAUUAGGAGUGUUUAUCACAGUUAUUAGGGAGGGGAUGUAAGUUUGGGUUUGGUGUUGCAGGAGUAGAGUUGUGUGUAAUGUUGGUAGGUUCCCGGUUUCUAACAGAGUAGGUAUUAUUUCACGCUCUUCUUCGUCUAUCCUCUUUCCAUUUUGCUGGUAAUUUGAUUAGAUGAUGUUGGGUUGUAGAAUAUGUAGUGGGAGAGGGAGAGGGUUUCGUUUCGCUUUGUUCGGCCGCUUUCUUUUUACGUCUCAUAGGCAUGUUCAUUUCAACCCAGUUUGUGGGGGUAAAUUGUUGAGGCUCUCUUGUCUUGCCAUUUUCUCCAGCUCUUCUUUCUUAUUGAAAAGGAAUUUAAAAGGCUUUGUAAUAUUUUGGUGGUGACUGACUGAAAUAAAUCCAAAUCUUUUCAGACAGUGAAUGUUUCAAGUUUACUUUCAGCCCUUCCCCUGGAAAAAACAGAAAAUUAUAGAUCUCUUUAUACAUCUUUUUUUGAGUCGCUUAUUAUUUGCA
Messenger RNA from Pistacia vera, 2854 nucleotides. RefSeq names its product DEAD-box ATP-dependent RNA helicase 37-like. The transcript has 7 exons. Lineage: Eukaryota; Viridiplantae; Streptophyta; Magnoliopsida; Sapindales; Anacardiaceae. Gene Ontology annotation, cellular component: nucleus. The coding region runs from base 351 to 2231 and encodes 626 amino acids. The record is from RefSeq and is a predicted model, not a curated record. Gene Ontology annotation, molecular function: RNA binding; ATP binding; RNA helicase activity.